GGCGGCGCGUACAAAACACACGUAUUGAUGUAUAUACAUAUGUUUAAAGUUUUCUCCGCCGAUUUAAUUUAGCUUUUAUAUAGCAGAUGUUUUUGAAGUGAUUUGGCGGAGCAUUUAAAAACAUACACACAAAUACAUAUGUACAUUCAUAUGCAUAAUUAUUUUGAAAAAUAUGUCUGAGAACAUUAAAUUCGAAGUGACCAAUGAAAAAGCUCACAAAAUUCCAGUGAAAUCACAUAAUAAUGCAAAACACGAUGUCCGCUUUGAAAUAACUGACAAUUUAAAACACGAUCGCGUUCGUUUCAAAAAUAACUCUCACGCAAUUGAAGUGCCAACACAUAAUUCACACAAAAUUGUGCCAAAAAAUACAGUAACAAAUUUAAAAGAAAAUCCCAAAAAUAUAUCAAAACUUUUAACAGUUAAUGACGCAAAAAACGAUUUUGUCAUACAAAUUAAAAAUGACACGAAGCAUAAACGAAGAAGUGAUUCAAAGCAUCCAUCCACACAUGCGACGCUUUCGAAAGCCGAAUCUAAAAGCUCUUUGAGGAGCGAUCAUAAAAUUUUAAUAAAGUCAGACUCAAAAUCAACAUUGCGUAGUGUCGAGUCAAAAAGUGAUUUGAAAUCACUCUCCGGCACAUUGCCUAGACGAGAAUCAAGCGACACUGUGAAAGGUAACAGUUUGAAUAGAACACUACAGAAAGUGGAUUCCAAAUCGACGCUUAAAAGUGAAACGAUCUCUACCACAGACGCCCCAAGUAGCAGCAGCACACAGACGAAAAGAAGUCUUGAAUCAAUGACUGAUGAGGAGAUAAUAGAGGAGAAUCUGAAGGAGUUACUCGAACACAAAAAUCACGAAGAACGUAAAGCAAAUGGAAGAGUGGUUGCGCUCGCUUUAGCAUUUCUGGUCAUAUUCAUUGCUCUCUAUAAUUUUUAUCUAAAACCAUGGUUGAGCGAUACACAAAAGGAUUUCCAUCUGACUGGAAUUUUGGGGCCGCUGCUAAUUAUGAUUGCUUAUGGUGGAUGGGUAGCAUUGCUGGCGAAGCGUGAUAAACAGCGUCAAGUGUUAUUUGAACAACAUUUGGAAGAAGUUAUGGAACGAAACAAAAUUGAGUUAGCGAAAAAGGCAAAAUUGCUAAAGAAGAAGAAGAAAAUGGAAGAAGAACAACGCAAAGCGAAUGAGAAAGUCGCAAAACAACAGCGGCUUGGCAGUCAUCGUCCCAGUUUUCGAGAGAAGCUGUUCGGUCCCCGGACGCCGGCGCUGCAGCCUUCAACUAAUUUUCUGACAAUUGCUGUCACUGCGGCGGCACCUUCGCAAAUUGUGGUGGAAUCAAAGAAGAAUCGAUUGGAACGUAUGGAUGCCUUAGUGCUACCUCAUCCGCCUGUGCGUACAGGUUCAGCGCCAUAGUUGGCAAACAGACGUGUUCACACACGAGAGAGUGCCAGUAUGCUCUGGCAGAAAGUCAGUGCAACUAUGAAAAAUGUUACCAAAAACAUUUAAAAUGGGCAUUUUAUAUAUUUGAAAUCUUACACAACAUUUCAA
Rhagoletis zephyria (snowberry fruit fly) is the source of this 1540-nucleotide messenger RNA. RefSeq lists its product as uncharacterized. NCBI's taxonomy places the organism in Eukaryota, Metazoa, Arthropoda, Insecta, Diptera, Tephritidae. The record is from RefSeq and is a predicted model, not a curated record.